CUUUGGAAGACACUAGAAAAACAAGCAAUUUUGUUUUUUUUUCUAUUUUUUCCUUCUUUUAGUACUGAAUUAUUGUAGAUCAAGAAAAGAUGGAUGCCAUAGCCCAUAUUGAGAAAAUGGAAAAUAGUAAUGAGAAAAUUAGCACAUACUGUGUAACAGGGGCAACGGGUUACAUUGGAUCAUGGCUCGUUAAAUCUCUUCUGCAAAAAGGCUACAAAGUUCACGCCACACUCAGAAAUCCUGAGAAGGCAACUGGUUUGUUGCAGUGGUGGCAAGGUGGGGCCCGAUUGAGUUUGUUCAGAGCCGAUUUGCAUGAAAAUGGAAGCUUCGAUGAUGCAGUAAGAGGGUGUGAUGGCGUUUUUCAUGUUGCGGCUUCUAUGGAAUUCGAUGUCUCUCCUUCUCGAGAAGAUCUUGUUACAAUCGAACUUAUUGUUGAUCACUCGAACGGAAGCUAUAUAAAAACAAAUGUCAUAGAUCCAGCCAUUAGGGGGACACUGAAUGUCCUCAAAGCUUGUCUGAAAUCGAACAUCCGUAAAGUCGUUUUUACUUCAUCAAUAAGCACAUUGACGGCAAAAGAUAGCUCGGGUGAAUGGAUACAAGUGGUGGAUGAAUCUUGCCAAACACCGAUUGGUCGAGUACUAAAGACUAAAGCCAGCGGCUGGGUUUACGUGCUUUCGAAGCUUCUAACAGAAAGGGCAGCUUUUCAGUUUGCGGAGGAAAACGGAAUUGAUUUGAUAUCUGUCAUAACAACAACUGUAGGCGGCUCGUUUUUAAUGCCAUCUGUUCCAAAAAGCAUUCAAGUUUUGAUGUCACCAGUUACAGGUGACUCUAAGUUUCUCUCGAUACUUAAUUCCGUAAAUUCAAGAAUGGGUUCGAUUGCGUUGGUUCACAUUGAAGACAUAUGUCGUGCACACGUUUUUCUCAUGGAGCACGCGAAAGCCGAAGGCCGUUACAUAUGUUGCACACGAAGCUGUACUUUGUCUGAAUUGGUCGAGCUCAUAAUAAACGAGUAUCCUUGUCCAGAUACACCGAGGCUCGACAGUUUGGAGCAGAAAUCGAUCCCUAGCGAGAUUUCUUCGAAGAAGAUUAGAGACUUAGGAUUUGAAUUCGAUUAUAGCAUUCAAGACAUUGUCCAGCAGACCAUUAGGUGCUGUUUGGAGGUUGGCUUUCUAUCGGCCUCUCAGGAUAAGUCGUAACGGUAAAGAAGGUGAUUAUGAUUUGUAAUACUAUCAUUGAGUACAGAUUAAUUGUUCUGUUUGUGUUGCCUUCUUGAUUAGAAACACCAAAUUUAUUGUUGAUGUUGUGAACAAAUUGUAUUAUUUUGUUGGCUCUGCCGAAGUUGUACUUAGGACACAUAAGUACUGCAAAGGUUAUAAGAAGUUGAGGACCUUAAAUAAAGUGAAAGUUCUAUGUGUAUGUUUGGG
Molecule: messenger RNA, 1424 nt
Organism: Striga asiatica
Lineage: Eukaryota; Viridiplantae; Streptophyta; Magnoliopsida; Lamiales; Orobanchaceae
Source: the annotation of a GenBank genome assembly